This is a messenger RNA of Penicillium brasilianum, 1737 nucleotides long. The record is from the annotation of a GenBank genome assembly. Lineage: Eukaryota; Fungi; Ascomycota; Eurotiomycetes; Eurotiales; Aspergillaceae.
GCCGGUAUCAUCGCUAAUUGGCUGUCUGUUACCCCUGCAGAUAUCCCGUGGACACUCAAGUCACGUCCACAGGCUGGGGUGAAACGGGGCGAUUGGGAGAUGAUGGGCCCAUCAUCUUGGCUUUUAGCAAUUCUCUUCCUCUACUUCUGGGGACUGAUCCAUGCCUCGAAUCUAUCACCAUGUAGCGAUAAGAAAGAUCCACAACCAAUCGCAAUUAGUUUGUCUCUUGAUGCAGUGACUGCCAUCUGUGUCCCUUCCCUUGACCAGGCCGUCGUUCUGGCAUCUGUUCAUCCCCGGACUGUUACAUCGCCUCUUCCCAAUUACGCUAUUAUUACGAAUUUCCUGCGCCAGAACUAUUCUGAAGAACGUCAUGCAAAGCCUCGGCGUCCCUCUGGCCUUUUGAGCAAGCUUUAUAGUUUACGAGACGCUUUGUUUGUUUCCAAAAGCCCAUCCCCGCCAGAAGUGGAUGAAAGGCCCUCCUCAGAUCAGAUAAAGCAAGGCUUUAUAGAGGCAUUGGAAUGGGUGAAAAAUGUAUCCUUGGCGGAAGAUGGUACAAAUAUUACAACUGCAGUCAUCUUAUUCCCACGCUUCUUCAGCCAGGAGGUUCGAAUGCUUGUUGUCGAGGCCUCGGAGGAAGCCGGUAUCAGGCCAUAUGUCCCAGUGAGCCCUCACAAUAUAUUCAAUAUGGCCGAAAACAUACUGGAACAGAACAUCACAUCCGUCGAUCUGGCUGUUCAUUCUCAAAAGCUCCUAAUCGUUGACUAUGGCCUAUUGUACUUCGAUGUUCAGACACAUGGCAGGCGGUGUAAAUUGAACUAUCCAAUCGACUGGAUGGGCUGUAUGAGCAUUCCCAUCAAACUUGUUCAAAGACUAAACUCAACCAACUUGGACAUACAGCAACAGCUUGAUCAAGGUGCUUCAAACAUUCCUCUUCUUGCCGCUGUCCAUCGAUCACGACUGUUGAUGAAGAUGGACGGUCGCGUGGACUCGUCGGAAGAAGAAGUAUCUGAAAAGGACCAGUUCGAAAAAUGGCCUCUUGAUUUAGAUGAUUGGUGGAUUGGUCAGCAGAAGGAGGCCUUCAUCUACUGGAACGAUAUCAAAGCUGUUGAAGCUGAGUACAUCAGCGAGCUAUCAGAAACAUUAGAUAACCUCCUACUUUGCCUCGAAGCUAAAACCCGGGAUGCAGACAACCCCGACGAGGCAUAUUCAAGCUUUGACAAGGUUAUCAUUCUGGGUAAUUCUUGUGAAAGAUCAAUCAUAAGGCAGGCCGUGAGACACAGUGUUGGCGAGCACACUAGAAUUAUUGGAGGUGAAACGGAGUCAGACAUUCUACUAGAAGCUCUAGCUGGUGCUCGUUUGGCUUUCAAGUAUCAUGAAGCUGAACACCGGAUCGAAGAAGACCAGGAUGCUCAUCCGCUAGGUGGCCAUGAAGAGCUGUGAUUCAUUCCACUGUGUCGGCACGCAUAACGAAUACAGUUAAUAUGGCCAAUAAAUUGAGCUAUGUAUAUAAUGGAGGCUUCAAAUCAUGUACGUGAUUCAGUGGGAUGAGUAAGAGAAAAGAACAAAAUACUUAAGGGUCGUCUUUCUCUACAUGAAGAGUCACUCACAGUGUCUGCUAAGAUACGACAAGCGUCUUAUCUGGCCUCUAAUACCCCCUUGACAAUCGCGUUAGAAGAAAAUCGACGACUUCCUUGGGUUACACCGGUCACAAGCUGCGGCCCCGUUAGAAAGAAUCAG